This is a messenger RNA of Salmo salar (Atlantic salmon), 4821 nucleotides long. RefSeq names its product ELMO domain-containing protein 1. The record is from RefSeq and is a predicted model, not a curated record. Gene Ontology annotation, molecular function: GTPase activator activity. Lineage: Eukaryota; Metazoa; Chordata; Actinopteri; Salmoniformes; Salmonidae.
ACCUCGCGGCGGCAACAACCCUGCAUUGCGAUGCUGUUCUGCCGUUCCGUCUCCUCAUCCACUCAGUGACGCUGUCAUCAUGGAGGAAGAACAGUUACCUGCAACGGAGUGAAGACGACAACCACACAAACGCGAGGUCACCACCGGCGGCAAUCUAUUGCGUCUUUAUAAGGCUCCUCUCAUUUCUUCUUUCCUGAAUACAUCGGCCAUUGCCCGUGUGUCAUUUUUAAAGAACAGAUAAGGAACUCGGCAAAACCAUAAAAAUGAAGCAUUUUUUGAGGGUGGUGACACAGUUCUUUGUGUUCCUGUACUGUAAAUGUCUGUGGCGAGGCCUGAAGUUUGUGAUCAGGAAGGUCACGGGGAGGUGCGAACUGCAACGGAUCUGCCACAACAACAAGCCAGGGGCCCGAAGGACCCUUAAGAUCGAGUCUUCCCUCAAGUACUCAAAGAAUGAGCUGUGCCAGUCUGCUCUCAGUGCUCACCCAGACCGAGUGGAGAAGACCAUCGAUGACAUCAUGACCCUGAAGAAGGUCAACCCUGACACUAACCCACAGCUAGGCAUCUCCCUCCAGGCCAGUCUGUUUCAGAUCGUCGGCUACCGUAGCCUGGUGGCGGAGGUGGAGAAGCUACGCAGGGAGCCGUACGACUGUGAGAACCCCGACCAUGAGGAGAUGCUGAUGAAGCUGUGGAAGACACUGCGUCCUGAUUCGCCACUCACCGGGCGGAUCUCCAAGCAGUGGUGUGAGAUCGGUUUCCAAGGCAAUGACCCCAAGACUGACUUCAGGGGUAUGGGUCUACUGGGCCUACACAAUCUUCUAUAUUUUGCUGAGCAUGACAAGGCCACCGCUCUCCAGGUGCUUCAUGACUCCCUGCAGCCCAAACACAGGAGCAUUCCCAAAGAGGCAAGCAAAAUGAGCAAAGCAGAAUGGGAACAGAAGAACUUUGAUAAAGCAAUUGGAUACUCCUUUGCCAUCGUGGGCAUCAACAUCACGGACCUGGCCUACUCUCUGCUGGUGAGCGGAGCCCUGAAGACCCACCUGUACAACGUAGCCCCGGAGAUGCCCAGCCUCAGCCACUUCCAGCAGACCUUCUGUUACCUAAUGCAGGAGUUCCAUCGGUUCUGGAUCGAGGAGGACCCCUGUGACAUCAUGGAGUUCAACCGUGUGCGUUCCAAGUUCCACCGGCGAGUGCUGCGGCAGCUCAAGAACCCCGACAUGGCGCUGUGCCCCCACUUCGCCGCCUCCGACCUCCACCUGGUCAACCUGUAAAUACACUCCCCCUGACUUCUAACCCCUGACCCUAUACCUCUAACCUCCUCACCCCCCCCCCGUCCUCCCAGCUACAUCACGUCACUGCCAACCGCUCACCCCGCCAGCACUCACACACACCCACCCCACCACGCCCUGCCUCUAACCCCCACAGCGACUUCAGAACCACCAGCACCACUAGAUGACCAUGGCGAUUGUAGGGGUGCAUGAUGAGGCUGCACCACAUAGUCAUUCACUGACUCAUUGUUAUUCCUUGCUUUAAUGAUUUGUGAUUGUACAACAGCCAUUCAUUGCUGGUUAUGUAUUGCUAUUAUUAUGCAUUUUUAAAGAAAUAGUUUACCCAAAUUACAAAAUGAAUAUGUACUUUGGGUGAACUAUCCCUUUAAUUGAAUCAUCAUGAAACAAGUGCUUUGUUUUCUCCAUUCUGUUAGCCCCUUGAAUACAUCUCAUUGUGAUGAAUGUUCGGCUGUGACACCAAAAAUAUUUGAGUACAUUUAAGGAGACAGUGCUUCCUCUUUACCAUUAGCCAGGGCAAUAACAGUCGGCCUAAGCUGUGCUGUCAGACUGUCAGAAGUCACAAACUGAAAAGGCUUCAUAAGCUUCCUAUGCUUAUGUAGGGAAUUGUACAAGAGCUAUGUACUUAUUCUAUAUUUGGCUCUGUAGUCUAGUGUACUGCACUGUACUGUAUAAGGAAGUCAGAGUUACUGUCCAAUCCUAUGUUGCCUGCCGUAUUUAAGUGGGGAAGCAGCAAGGCUUUGUGUUGCAAUGUGCAGACAGACAAUUCUAUCAGUUGAGGAGGGGUAUAUGAAGGAAAUGAAAGUAGGCUAAUAAAAGAAGAUUGCUUUAUGUUACAUGAGCUGGAAAAAAAGGGCCUAUGCACUAUAUAGGACUGGACUCAUUUGCAGUCAAAACCAAUCAAGAGAGAUAGCAGACAUUCAUUCAUCCAAUUAAAUCACUAGCAGCCAUCAUCUCAGCAAGGCAGUUUCUUUUCUAAAUCAUUUGUCCAAUAUUUAUCAAUUGUAUUUAAUCACAUUUGAGGUCAAAUGCAUGAUAAGAACACUUCACAAGAGCAUAAUUCUCAUUGCCAAAAUGUAGACUAAUGUGGACAAUUCACAUUAAUCAGAAUAGCAGUUUGAAGAAAUUGUCAUUUAUUUUAUGAAUGUUAUUCAGCUAUGUCCAUGAUUGUUUGAUUUGUAAAUCUUUAUUCAGCUAUGUCCAUGAUUGUUUGAUUUGUAAAUCUUUAUUCAGCUAUGUCCAUGAUUGUUUGAUUUGUAAAUCUUUAUUCAGCUAUGUCCAUGAUUGUUUAAUUUGUAAAUCUUUAUUCAACUAUGUCCACGAUUGUUUUAUUUGUAAAUAUUUUUAGAUAUAUUGAAUGUGACACAUUAAAUGUUCACUGAAUUAGUAAAUCAAUUAUUUACAUUCCCCCCAUGAGACAUACAUAUGACUUUGGGUGUUUUCAUACUUGGUCCCAUUCAGACAAUUUUUGUGAACUCAGUUUUUGUGAAAAAACGUGUGCUGUUUUUGGAUAUUGAUUAGUGAUUGUCAAGGAUGCACAGAAAUUCCAAAAUAUGAGUUUUUAGUUCAGAUUAUUUGUUUGCAAUAUGUGAUCUAUAGGCUAAGCGAGCUUCAUAAACUGUUUAUUCAAUUGUGCAAUAUAAAACUACAAUAUGUAACUUUUUGGCGACCUGACCAAAUUCACAUAGAAAUGUGAGUUAAAGAUUCAUUCCCAUUGAAAGCAAGUCUACAAAGCUAUAGAUCUCUUCUAUGAGUGCUGUUUCUAUGCUACCCGUUCUGAAGUUUUGUUUUUGCGUAGUUUACUUUCGGUUUUGCACACCAGCCAUUUCUGCAUAGUGCAUCUUUAAAUAGUGUGAAAAGACAACAUAUUUGGUGAAAAUCACAACACGGGGUGCAAAAUAAAUUAUAUCUCUGAAAGGGCCAGUAGCCUACAUUGGGUGUACAAUUUUCAAUUACAGCAUUAUUUAAUCUGCAGAUAUUUGUCUGCUAUUUAUUCUGUUACCAAUAGAAAUUACAUGUUAAUAGUAUCUUCUGAUUACAAUUAUAUCUCAUCUUUUAACUAAAUGCAAUUUAUUAGCUACCAAAAUGUAAGUAGGUAUAUCUAGCUGUCCGAUAACACAUGCUGAUAGAAUGGUUUGUCCUGCACUUUUGUAAAACCCAGAGUGAAUUGAGUGAAUGUUGGAAAAAGAUAUUGGUUCCUUUCUAAACAUAGAAAUGUGAAUGCAAAGAGGACUUGAACCACAAAAUAGGUGAAGUGAACUGGCAAAAUAGUUGAGUACUCAUUCAAAUGCGAAGGCAGCAUGAAUACAAAGAGAAUUGGGUUAUUUAGCUAUUUUUUUUCACUUUAAAGAGGACUGAGAUUGAGUUAUUUUAAAAAGGACCAUGUGAAAACACCCUUAGUUGUUACUGUAGGCUAAUAAUCUUGUUUGCAACAGUUCUGCCUGUGUUGUUGUUUUACUCACUGUAUGGCAUAAUCAAUGAAAAGUAAAAGGCAAUUUAAUGUAACCAAUGAUUUUGGAAGGAAGCGGGAUCACAAGCGUUAUUCCCCAUAGAACGAGCUGUGUCGAGUGACUGACUAAAGCUUACACCAAUGCCUCCAAACUGAAUUCACAUUUUGCUGUGUUUUUUUUUGUGACUAAUUUAUAUUACAGUGACUGGAAUAUUAUUCCAGGUGUGCAUGUUUUGUACUUUUCCAUUGUACUUCUUUUGAACGGGGUAAAGACCACUCAUUUCUAAUGGUUAAUUAAAGGGACAUUUUACACAAUACAUGAAAGUUUGUCAGAUGUUUUCAGACCUCAACUACGUUGUGAGAUGUAGUGAAAUCAGACUACUUUUGAGGUCUGAAAACAUCUGCCAAACUUUGAUUUGAAAGUGUAAUGCCCUUCUGAGAUUUUUAUGGUUCAGAUAGUUCACUGCAUGAUAUUAUCAGCUAGGGCUUUCAGUGAACACCACAAGCGUAAUUAUCAUAGGCCUUCUUUAAAAAAAAAAACUUGUCUUGUUGAAAUGCCAUGCUUGCACAGUUUCUUUAUUUGGAAUAGUAUUUAUGAACAGGUUUGUUACCUUUUAAGUGAAUGUCAAUGCUUGUGAUCCGUCGUUUUGCAGCAGUUUGUUUCAGUGCAUGUCAACGUGUGGUUUGUCUUGUUGCAGCUUUGCUCUUUCUUUCGCUUGAUGGUCGUCAACAGUGCACUUUUGGAAAUAAAUACGAUUUCAUGUCACUCAAAUACACUAUAGUGCAACACUGUUUUGUGUUAUUUGAGUGUAUUUGGGCUUAAUGCUCAAUAAAGAUGUAGAUGUUGUUAGAUACAAUCUGCUGUACAUACUGCUUGAAGAAAUGCUACUAAAAAGAUCAUCUUAAGCAAUAUGCAUGAUCAAACCCACGAUGUCGCUGCUCCUCCGGCAUCUUGUGCUGCUUCUAUUUAAGCCUAGAUCAUGAGAAGAUACAUUCUAGACAACUAGGAACUUAUUUGUGCUUCAAUUCUUUGUGCUGUGUAACAGUUACUUUUAGAGACCACAAUAAAAUAUCAAUGUAAUUAAAGGA